Molecule: messenger RNA, 6868 nt
Organism: Corticium candelabrum
Lineage: Eukaryota; Metazoa; Porifera; Homoscleromorpha; Homosclerophorida; Plakinidae
Product: sushi, von Willebrand factor type A, EGF and pentraxin domain-containing protein 1-like
Exons: 30
Coding region: 1-5688 (1895 amino acids)
Molecular function (GO): protein binding
Source: RefSeq, a predicted model, not a curated record
AUGCCCGUCUAUCAAUGUGUACGGUUGUGGAGAAAUGAAUACCCAGAUCUAGAAGCAGUGAGUGAAGAUGAAGAUUCAAAGUAUGCAACAGACCAUGUGAUGCCACGAAGAAAUGAAAGAAAUAUCUUUUCAUCAACAAUAUUGGCUAAAGAUGGAAAGGUUGGAAAGAACUGGAAAGAGUGUUUUGUGUCAACUAUUCGACACGAGAAUGCUUGGUGGAUGGCAGAUUUAGGAGAAGAAAUUGUCAUCAACAGUGUUGGGUUUCUCCUAACAGAAGGCAGUAUAAACAAGACUGAAAAAAUUCAAAUUGAACUUUCAAACAAUAGCCAUUUAUUUACAUCGUGUGGAGAUCUAUGGACAUGGAACAUUUCAACAGAUGGUAUCGGUUAUCGCACUUGCGCUGCUGCUGGUGGAAUAUGGGCACGAUACGUCCGUAUAAACAGCAUUUUAAGCAACGACAAUGUCUCUUAUCUUGUUUUAUGUGAAGUACAGAUAAACAGCGGGGUCGUACCGUUGAGGCAGUGCAGACAUCGUGACUUUCCUUUAGGCACAAAUAUGCCUUUCAAAGAAAUGUUAAAUGGAACAACAUUAGAGGUUCAAUGCAAUGAAAGAUAUUGGCCCCGUUCAAAACAACAGUUGACGUGCGGAAUGUUUGGUUACUGGUCUAGUGUUGAUUGCAAGAAAAUAUCCAAGCUGGGCUUAAAGACUAACACUGAACACAUUGAGCUUAUUCCAGGCGUGUUUAGUACGUCAGGACUAACUUCAGUCGCCGAAAGCGCAAUCGAUGGUAUCAUACCGUCAGACAGUGGAGGAGAGCCUGAAAACUUCAUGAAAUGUGCAAUAGCCAGUCUUUCCGACUUUACUCAACUUAGAGUAGAUCUUUCAAAUGAAUACAUAAUAAUGUCAAUUAAGCUAUAUCUUCGUCAAGGGUUGCAUCGACAAAAGCAUCAAAAUGGAAUGAAGGUAACAGUUGAAGACAGAAAUGGCAAAAAACAUCAAUGCGGAAACACAUACAAUUACCUUCAAGAACAAAAUGCUAGUUUCGAAUGCAAACAUGGAAUUCUUUCUCGUUUCAUUCGCCUGACACUUCAGAAGAACCCAGGCGAGAAGUUUGCAAUUCAAGUAUGUGAAUUGGAAGUGUUUGUAGUUAGUGAAUGCGGAAAUCCUCCUCCAAUUCGUUUUUCUUCGCUUAACUUCCAGUCGGUCACGAUCAAAUCUCAGGCGACGUACGCCUGUAUGCCCAACUACAUGCCAACCUCUCCUCAAACCAUUACAUGUCUUAGUCACGGUAACUGGUCGUUGUCAUUGUCUCCCUGUGUUCCUUCAUGUGACGUACCGCAAGACAGAUUGAAGAACGCAUCUACUAUGUUGCCCAACAAGACGAGACAGCCAGUUGGCAGUACAGUCAACUAUACAUGCGAUAGCGGCUACGUGAAUAAAGGCCAAAACAAGCUAACCUGCAAUUCAAACGCAGAAUGGGAAGGAGAAAUAAUCUGCCAAAAAUUUUUUUGCGAUCACAUGCCUGCAUUAAAGCAUGGAAGAGUUGAAGGAAAUAACAACCAGGUAAUUUUUUCGUGUUUUUAUGGCUACCGACUGAAUAAUGCGGGUAGCGCAUAUUGCGGAGAAAACAACACUUGGAGAUAUCUCAAUAAACAACCUCCAACAUGUCAAGUUAUGAAAUGCCAACAAUUCGAAUUAGAAAACGGAAAUGUACCAAAGCACAACCUGACAGUAAACAGUACUAUUAACUUUGCAUGUAAGAAAGGCUACGAGAGGAAGGGCAUCCGUUCACGUAAAUGUGUCUCUAACACUACCACCGCUUUCUGGGACCCAUCUGAUUCGGUUUCAUGCCAAGCAAUCAACUGCAAAAAGCCCCUUGAUCCCUUAGAUGGGCGAUGUUUUGGAAACUCCUAUCGCUACAAGAAAGUGGCUCAGUGUACAUGCAAUGCCGGAUACUUCAUGAUAGGCAGCACAGAGAUAACAUGCAACAAUAGAGCUCUGUGGUCUCCAUCACCACCACAAUGCCGAAGAGUCUAUUGCCCUAACUUGCGUUAUGAUACAACUCGUUUGUCAUUGAGCAUAAAAAGAAAUAGACAAUCAAAGAGCUGUUCCUCGAGCAAAUAUUGCGGAGGAGAUAUCAUUACUUUCUCGGCAUUUCCCGGGUACUACCUACAAGGAAGAUCUCACCUCGCAUGCCUGCAACAGAAAUCGAUCUAUGAAAGCAGGGGCAACUGGAAUGUCAGUCAACCACCGCAGGCUUUAGCGGUCAACUGCGGCAAACCAAUUGAUCCAUUUAAUGGACGAUGUUCAGGAAACUCCUAUCGCUAUCAGGGAGUUGCUUGGUGUAGAUGUGAUAUUGGAUACUUCAUGAUAGGCAGCAGAGAGAUAACAUGCAACAGUAGAGCUCUGUGGUCUCCAUCACCACCACAAUGCCGAAGAGUCUAUUGCCCUAACUUGCGGUAUGAUACAACUCGUGUGUCAUUGAGCAUAAAAAGAAAUAGACAAGCAAAGAGCUGCUCCUCGAGCAAAUAUUGCGUAGGAGAUAUCACUACUUUCUCACCUCUUCCCGGGUAUUACCUACAAGGUAGAUCUCACCUCGCAUGUCUGCAACAGAAAUCGAUUUAUCAAAGCAGGGGCAACUGGAAUAUCAGCCAACCACCACAGGCUUUAGCAAUGAAUUGCGGCAGACCGGGAGAGAGGUUGAACUGCAUAAGAAUGGGAAACUACUUUCAGUACCCGGGUGUGGUGAGAUAUGACCGAGACUAUGGACACUGCAUUGUUGGUCCAAAACACAUUCAAUGUAACUCUUCUGGACAAUGGUCCAACAAGACACCAAACUGCAAAAAAAUUCAAUGUCCACCUCUUAGCGAUCCCGAAAAUGGUACUGUCCUGUUGAGCUCAGAACCAAAGUUUGUAGACGAAACGGCUACUUACACCUGCCAUUCCGGCUAUGAACUAAAUAUGAAUAAAACAUUAGAAAUAUUUACUCGAACUUGCCUGCAACCCGAAGAUAGUCGCCAAUGCACAGGAACGUGGAGUGGCAAACCGCCAUGUUGUAUACCAAGGUCAUGCUCAGAUCCUAAUACUUCUAACUUCAGAGAUGGACGCAUACAAGGAAAUGCGUAUUUUUACCCAGAGACAAUCUCACUAAAAUGCACGGUAGGUCACGAGCUUGUUGGCGGAGGAUCCUAUUUUCAAUGCAAUCAAAGUGGCCAGUGGCAUGAAAUAUCAAAACCCAGUGAGGAGGCAUCAAACCAGGCAAAAGAAAGAAUCAAUCCAGAACUUGAAAAAUUCAACAAUUGCAUAUCGUCAAUAUCAAAAACAAUCAAAACAAAGCACUUUUCGAACAAAUUGAGGCAAUUCCCCACCUGUCAACCUGUAUCGUGUGGACGACCUCCUCCGCUACUGAAUGGGAGAUAUAAAGGACAUGUCUUUAGCUACGGAGCCAUGGUACGCUACCACUGCAACGUCGGAUACUGUCUCGUUGGAACCAAUACCUCCAUUUGUUUGAAAGAAGGCUAUUGGAGUUCAAACACACACAGAAAAUGUCAAGUUUUGAAAUGUCCUAAUUUACAAUCGAUAUCCAAUGGUUCAGUUUUGGUGCCUUCAAACUAUUUGGGCGAAACUGCUACUUACCAAUGCAAAACUGGCUUUGAUUUGAUUGGUUCUCGUAAAAGAUCAUGCCAGAAACGUUCAUCAGUGAAUUGCAGUUUGACAUGGACUGAACAUCCACCAACAUGUAGAGCUAAAGAUUGCGGCGAACCGGGUGUCAUUAUUCGUGGAAGAAUAGCUGUGAUCCAAGGAGACGGAAGGCGAUAUCCAAGUUACAUCCAGUUUAUAUGUAAUCUAGGAUAUCAAAUUGUUGAAGGCACAGAGUUUAUGACGUGUUCAAGUUCACAAGUGUGGAAAGGAAAACGGCCAAAGUGUCAACCCGUUUAUUGUGGUGCAUUGGAACAACCCAAGAAUGGCGAAAUUGUAGGCGACAAUUUCUAUUUUGGAGAAUCCGUUAGGUUUUCUUGCAAUAGAGGAUACAUGAUGGUAGGACAAAAGACUUCAACUUGCGAGGCGUCUGGUACAUGGACCAAUACGUCACCCAGAUGUAUCGAAACGAGAUGUUUUCCAAUUCAAAGACAGAAACAUGGGCGUGUUGUUGGAACAGGCAACAAAAUUGGCUCUGUUCUUGUAUUUCAAUGUACACUAGGAUAUGCCUUGAAGGGAUCUUCAAAACUUCACUGCGUCCAAAUCAAAAAUUUACCGGCAAAGUGGAAUAUGCCAAUACCGGAAUGCCAAGCAAUUCGGUGCAAGCCCUUACAGCCUCCUGAAAACGGGUUUAUCAGUGGCAGGAGGUUCACGUUUCCGAAUUUUGUUGUGUAUGCAUGUAAAGAAGGAUACAGACUUAGUGGAGCAUCAAAGCGUAACUGCAAUGCAUCAGGAAAAUGGAGAGAAUUAGUGCCAAAUUGCCAACCUAUUACAUGCCCACCAAUUCAAACCCCGCUAAAUGGCGAAUUCGUUGGCGAUGAUUUUUCUGUAAACUCUACAGUUCAAUUCGUUUGUAAUGCUGGUUAUGCUGUGCAAGGUUCUUAUACGUCUACCUGCCUUUUGCAAGGAAUGUGGUCACAUGACCCUCCAACAUGCCAAAGCAUAAAAUGCGCAGUACUGCUUAGUCCAAAGUUUGGUAAAGUAUUUGUUUCGCAAAGUCAUGUUCGAAGCGUUGCUCGGUACUCUUGCUCAAUUGGGUACAGGCUUGUUGGCGUCACUCACAGACAAUGUACACAAACUUCUCAGUUCACUGUGGAAGCCAUGUGGAGUGCCAAAUCUCCCAAAUGCAUUCCCGUGAGAUGUGCUAGACUUCAUGCUCCAAUAAACGGCAAAAUUGUUGGCGGCAGUUUCUAUUAUCCACAUAUUGUACUGUACUUAUGUGACUACGGAUACAAAAUACUUUCUGGUAGCAGAACUAGAAAAUGCAGCGAAAUAGGAAAAUGGACAGGCAUUGCGCCAUUGUGCGAAGGUGUUUGUGAAGUUGCAAGACUUAACUGUUCAAACGCUCACAUUUGUGCAGUGGACAGCGACGGCAGUGCAACGUGUGUAUGCAAAUCACGGUCUGCUUGUCCAUUAGACGUCAGACCGGUCUGCGGUUCUGAUGGGAGAACUUAUAUAAACAAUUGUUUAUUGGAAGUGGAGGCAUGCCUGUUUGGAUCAAAAUCACUGAGAGCGAUUAGUCCAGGAGCGUGUGAGUUCUCCUGUCACGUCUGCCAUUCAAAUGCUGAUUGUGUUGAAAAUACUAAUUGCAGCUGCAAACCUCGUUUCGUUGGUGACGGAAGAGAAUGCUGUUUUGAAGAAUUGACCAACCAGGUGGCGUUACUUGGAUCUGCAGCAUGGUUUGAUUGUCAAGAAUUGUGCGAUCUUCCGUUUGGUUCUACUCAAUGGUACUUGAAUGGUCAACUUCUAGAUCACUUAGAUACUACAUCUAGAUCUGCGGUUUCAAUAAACGGACGAGGACUUGCCAUCACGAAACUAAAGUUAGAUGAUGCUGGUGAGUAUACAUGCAAGGUGUCCAGCGACAGGAUCACUUACGAAAGACAUGGACAUCUGGAGGUCAUCGAUCCAAGAAGCCAAUUUUCGGCAAUUUCUCAAUGUUAUUCAUUGUCAUGCACACCUGGGAGCAGAGACUUCAACUAUCAUGUAUGAUUGGUUGUGAGUCGAUUGACCUGGUAAACUAUGAUCGAUGCCAUGCUAACCAGAGGUCUCACAACACUUGCCAAACACAAUGAAAUCAGCAAGUAUUUACACACACAAAUUUCAUAACUUUUCAUUAUGAAUCUGAUCAACUUUUCUUAUUGAAUUUUUAUCUUCUCAAUUCUUUCCUCUUUCAUACUGUUACUGCUGGCUUAUCAAAUAAUUGAGUUGUCUCUGAAAUAUUGGAGAGAAGCUAAUUUGACUGGGUCUAUUUGGCAACAUUUUGGCAUAUACAAUGGAAUCUGAUCAACUCUUCUUAUGGACUUUGUCGGCUCAAGCUCUUUCCUCUUUGAUAUUGUUACAAUGCUGGCUUAUCAAAUAUUGGUGUUUAAAGUAUUGGAAGAAAGAUACCAUUUUGACACACUUUUAUGUGACUUACAACACCUCUCAACCUCAACAUUCUUUACUGGGAUGUCCCACGUGACCUCUCACCUGACACGACCCUCCUAUUCUACAAGAUCUGUUCAACAUUUCUUAUGGAACUUUUUAUCAGCUCAAGUUCUUUCUUCUUUCAUAUUGUCGCAUUGUUGGCUUAUCAAGUACUGGUGAGAUGUAUGCCAAGAUGAGAAAAAGAUCAACAAUCGAGCUUAACCGGUCACGUGAGCUACAAUUCAAUAAUAAUAAUAUGUUUUUCUUUAUAACGUUGUGGACACUGCCAUAGUCAAUAGCAUCCUUCUAUUUGAACAGCUGAAUCCCGAUACGAAGAUACGAAGAUGUCUCAUCUUGACUUUCACACUGCUAUCACACGUCAACUGGUACUGUUGUUUUGCGAAUGUCGUUUUGCCCCACAGCCGAUUCUUCCCGCUCCUGCACCUACUCCUACUGCUACUACUGCUGCUGAACUGUUGGCUGUGACUGCACCUGUUCCUGUUCCUGUUGUGACAACUUUUGCUCGGUCAACAUGCUACUGAGAAGCCAUUUAAGAUGCAUCAACGGUCUGUGGCUCUCUGUGGGUUUCUGUCAAAAUCCAAUCACACCUUCUUGAUGGUACUGUACACGUGUAACAGCAUCUUGUGCUGGCUAACUUGACUUGUGCAGUUACUGUACUUUCCACACUCCAUUGUUGAUGUCACAGACUAUGAUGAUACAGUACUGAGUAGUACAAUAAUUGUUAAAAUUGUUUCUAUAGCAA